This is a messenger RNA of Penicillium cosmopolitanum, 804 nucleotides long. Its product is annotated as glycerophosphodiester phosphodiesterase. The record is from RefSeq and is a predicted model, not a curated record. Gene Ontology annotation, molecular function: phosphoric diester hydrolase activity. Gene Ontology annotation, biological process: lipid metabolic process. The coding region runs from base 1 to 804 and encodes 267 amino acids. The transcript has a single exon. NCBI's taxonomy places the organism in Eukaryota, Fungi, Ascomycota, Eurotiomycetes, Eurotiales, Aspergillaceae.
AUGAAUACCCUCAGAACGACACCGCAAUCGAUCCGGAUUGCUGGACACCGUGGCCAUAGUGCUGGUGCACCAGAGAACACCCUAUCCGCGUUCCGGAAGGCUCACGAGUUUGGUGGCAAAGGGGUCACUUGCGAAACCGACCUCGCAUUGACUAGUGAUGGCGAAUUGAUCCUCAUCCACGAUGCUACCGUGGAUCGCACCACCAAUGGCCAGGGUCUUGUUCAAAAUAUGACCUAUGCGGAGAUUGCUCAGCUCGACGCGGGCGCAUGGUUCGACAAAUCAUUUGCAGGAGAACGCAUCCCCCGCCUCACAGAUGCCUUGAAUCUUGCGCGCGAACUUGGCAUCAUUUACCAACUUGAACUGAAAAUAUACGACAAAGACGACGUGAUAUUCCCAAAGCUGAGGGCUCUGAUUGACGAUCUCCAAUGUGCCGACCUUCUACAAUUCUCUUCCUUCGACUUCGUUCAGCUGCGGGCUGUCAAGAAGGCUAUCCCAGAAGUUCCCACGGUGGGCUUGUCGCAUUCUCGUUUGAUCGACCCGGCUGCUCUGGCGCGGGAAGCAAAUGUGGAUGCCAUCAACCUUGAGAUCCAACAUUUCCCUAGCGGCGAAGCUGAACAACUCCACAAAGAGGGCUUUGCCGUUUUCCUGCAUGUUCCGCGCCCGGAGCCUUUGGCGAAACUUAAGUCUUAUGGUGUGGACGUGGAAGCUCAGGUAGUAAACUGGAUUCGUGAAGGUCAGAUGGACCAAAUUAUUUGUGAUGAUGUCGCACAUGUAACUAGACUCAUGAAGGUCGCCCGUGGAUAA